Rhineura floridana is the source of this 4588-nucleotide messenger RNA. Its product is annotated as RING finger protein 225-like. The transcript is spliced from 3 exons. Gene Ontology annotation, molecular function: ubiquitin protein ligase activity. Gene Ontology annotation, biological process: protein ubiquitination. NCBI's taxonomy places the organism in Eukaryota, Metazoa, Chordata, Lepidosauria, Squamata, Rhineuridae. Bases 472 to 1155 code for a protein of 227 amino acids. The record is from RefSeq and is a predicted model, not a curated record.
GCAGGGUUUUGUUAAAGCCACAGAAAUGUCCCCCCUCCAUUUUCUACUCAGUCAGCAGUCCUACAGAGUUGCCAGAGUUUUUGUUUAUUUAUGGGAUGUUUCAGGUUUUGAAAGGAAUGGUUCAUAAUUUGAGAACAAAGUUCUAGAAGGCUGACUAGACAAUCCUGUAUUUCAUAAUGCAAGAGCUCCUUAAGUGAUGAUGGAUGGAAGGCUGAGUGGACCUCGACCGCUUUUACCGGAGAUUCGACUUCCUCCUUCCGUUGGAAUCGAACUCCAGCCGUGAGCAGAGCUUCGGCUGCAUUACCUCCGCUUACCACUCUGCGCCACGGAGGAUACUACUAAAAUGUCAACACGGGCCCAACCUGUUUCUACAGGGUGGCUGAGUGCUGAUGCUGCCUGCUGACACGGAACUGGAGGCCCUCAGCCCUUUCCCCCUUCAGUCUCCGGGCCCAGCGUAGAUGUCAGUAGGCCAUGGCUCAGCCUGAUGUCAGUUUCCAGCCUGAGGCAACAGCCCAACUGCAGGCUUGCAAGGAGGAAGCGGCCAGUGCCGAGCCCAGCACCCUAGACUGUGUGAUCUGCUUCACCCCUUACGACCAGCUCUUCAGGCUGCCCAAGGAACUGAGCUGUGGCCAUAUCUUCUGCCUGGAGUGCCUGGCCCGCAUCAACGUCUCAUCUGAGGAUGUCAAUGCCCUCACCUGCCCGGUCUGCCGGGCGCCAACUACCUUCCCUUCCUGCAAAGGGCUGCCGGGCCUGCCUACUCGCAGCGACCUACUGGACCAGCUCUCUUCUGCGCCCAUCCCCCCAGGCUCGGUGCGUUUUGACCGUCGCCGGGGCUUGCUCUACCUGCCGGGUAGGGGCAGAGGUGGUGCUCAAGCUGGGCCUAAGCCAGGGUCUCCCCUCAACACCGUCAGCCUGAGUAUCGACGUCGGGAGGCCGGCACCACAAGGCGCGAGCCGUGUCCUGGGCCUCUCUGGCUGGCCGUUCUACGUGGCCCUGGCAGUAGCCCUGCUGGUUACCAUUGGCUUAAUUACUUGUGGCAUUUACAUCUUUCUGAUGCCGUCCAUGUACACUGUUUCAAUGGGAGGACGGCCCCAAGGAAAUCACAGCAUUGGCUCUGGGGCAAACCGCUCCUAUGUGCACUUACUUCCACCAUAGGGGUGAAAGGUGGAGGGCGAAGGAGUGGGAUCUCACUUCUCCUUCUGUCUUCCAGUUGUCGUGACUGUACCAGUUGUUGUGACCAUACCACUUGUAGUCUUGUGCUUGCACAAAGGCUGCUUGCCUCAUUCAGCCACAGGUUGCUGGGGGAAAUGUGGCAGCAGGGUGGGGGGAAAACUGAGCCCACCUGGGACUGCUGAAGCUGCGGAGGCAGCUGCACGUGCACUUUACCAGUGAGUUGCUACUUAAACUGUCCCAAGAAGUUCCCACCACAGACACAGUGUGCAUUAGUUACCCUUUAAUUGCCUUAAUGCACUCAGAAGCAGGAGAGUGUGAAUGCAUCUUCUCCGUGCAUGGGCAAGAGAAGGCUUCUGAUCUGCUCUAGCCCUUCAUGCGUUUACUCAUGUGUUGGGUACUCAUGUGUAGCAGCAGGAGUGGGGCUCUUACAUUGCAUUGCCCCACCACCCCGACCUUGCAGGUUGAGUGUAGAGGUCUGCAAAAGGAGUCUGUUGAGCACGCAGCUGUUUGUGCCUGGGGGCUCCACGUGAGACACCAGCGCAGUUAGCCUUCCUGCUCUCGUGUGGAGCUGCUAUGGGCAAGUAGCUGCUUUCUUUACCUCUCUGCUCAACACGCCACGCUCUGGUCAGGGGUGGUGGGGGUACUUUGUUGGGAGGAGUCAGAAGAGCAGCCCUGCUCCUCAUACUCCACAGGAGUGCCCUACAAUGUGGGAAAGUGGCCAUUGGCUUGGGGUCUACAUUGCAGAAUGGGGCAGCAGAGCCCUGAGGUGGCAGACUGCAUAUUAUUCCUGGAAGAAGGGGAGGGGAUUGCAUUUUUGAACGUUCCCUUAUGGCAAACAAAGGCAUUCUGCAGUCAGAAACGUAGCAUGGGCAAAGAAGACAGGACCUUUGUCUCCUUGGUUUUUAACUUGUAGGAAGCUUGGUUCAUGGGGAAGCAACUGAAGAUGGCAUUCUCCACCUAGAGUCUGAAGUGCUCCAGUCAACUCUACCAUUUCAUUCUGCUUCAUGUGCAGACCAGGCAGUGCUGGCUCCAGAUUCACCUCCCCUCUUCAUUGCUGUUGCUGCUGCAUACCCACUCACCCUGUCCCACUGGUCCCAAUCUGCACCACUGCCCAGAGGGAGUGGAAGCAGCUGCUCUUCCUUGCACCUGCCACCAUUGACUUGCUUGGUGUGGAGGCCCACAGGGCUUUGUGAGUAAGCAAAGGUGGGCCCCUUGCUGUGUCAGAGGCAUUGGCAGAUGCCCAACAACACUAACUUCUGAUGCUGGCCCUAAGACCAAGCCAAUGUUGAGUACAGCUCUGAGAUGAUAGUUUCUCUAGCUUAAUUAACAUGUUACAAAAAUGGGGACUUAACAGAUGACAUAAGCUUGCAUGCUUGUAAUGUGAGAUCAGUUUGGAGAAAUGACCAGCCCCUCUUGGCUCUUGCAGGGCAAUUGCUUUGUUUUCCAGCAGUCUUGAAUAGCUGCACAGUCAGCAAACAUUCACACCAUGUAGCCUUUCCUAAUAAAGAGAUGUGGUAAUAGGGUGGUGGUGGCUUCACCUGUUAAAUUUCUACCUGCCACACACAGAUCAAAGCCAUGAGAGCCCUGCUGGGGGUGGCAUCUCAAAAGACAAGCAAGGAUCAUCUGGUUUGGGCUUGGGAUGUCUGUGUUCAGCACUAGUCAUAACUGUUGUUAGAAUACGGUUGCAAAAUGAUUAGCAGGGGUGCGGAAACUUUGGUCCUCCAGAUAUCCCCGAGUACAUCUCCUGUCAUCCCUGGCCAUUGGCCAUGCCUGCUGGGGCUAAUGGCAGUUGAAGUUCAGCAACAUCUGGAGAGCCACAGCUUCCCCACACCUGGGUUUGAGGAAAGCCUGACUGACUUGUUUUGGUAACUUUUAAAACACAAACAUUAUUGGCUAAAGUGCAGAUAAAAACGAUCAGCGGCCAAUUCCUGCAGAUUCCUGGCGAUGGUGCAGCACCAGAGGCCCAUUCAGAAGUAGGCAAUCUGAUUUUGCACAUCCUCAAAUCUAACGCUCCAGCAAAUUGUUUCUAGUUUUGUUGUAUGUCUUGGCUUUCCUGCUCUGCUUGGUUGGGCAAAAGCAAACAUGAUUUCAUCCCUAGUGAUGCUAGUGGCCCCAAAAUCAUGAACACUUUGUUCUCAGAUGUUCCUUAAAACUGCUUCUUUGCCAUGAUCCUGUAAAGAAAUCAGCCUUGAUUACAAAUAUAUGUAUAUCCAUGUCCAGAUGUUUACAACUUUGGGUUUAUGAUCAGAGGGGCUGAAACGGAAGCCUGUGGAAGAACUUGAGCUUUAUAGGGAUGAGUUCCACUACCCCAAGAAGCUUCAGCUCUGCUUUCUGAGCCUGCCACCACAUUUUACAAGGCUUUGCCUGCAAUCACAUAACCACAUUUGGAAAGUUAAAUCUAUUACAGCAGAGACUCACAGGUUUCUAAAGAACCACUUCAGGACUUGUUCUGGACAGAUGAUGUGUCUCCUUUUCUCUCCUUAUGGCUUUCUGUGAGCUAUCAAGGUGAUGUCCACUAGCUGGAAACCUUGGGGCAGACACCCUUGUGGAACCAUCCCGGCAAGAUUAUUGAUACUUGUUGCCAAUGAGACUGAUUGAAAGGAUUCCCCAAAUAUUUGUUUUCCCUUCCCCUUUGUCUUUCCCCCAAAUACAUAUUUUUUCCUGAACAGUAUUACUUUUUUAAAAAAAAUUAAACCCCUGCAGGAUCACAAAUGGAUAAAAAAACCCCACACACCAAUAUAAGCAUGCAGGAUGCAUUGGCUAGAAAACAUGGCAGUCAGCAUUAGAGGAGUGGACAAACAUUUACAGUAUGGGAUCUACAUUGUUCUUUUACUUAGAAGGUCCAUCAACCUUGGCUAGUUGUAAAAUAAGAGCUCAAGGGCCAGAGCCAAUUAUUUAGGGAAGAGACACACUGUUGUUCUGGUUCCAGUGCGUCCUCACCUGUUUUCUGAAAACAGAUGCUCACAAUGGUAGUCAAACUGUGUGCCUUUUUACUUGUAAAACCUGGCCAGAUAUCAGCUUGAGUGUUUUUUUAAAUACAGCUUCAGGCAGAUUUUGCUGAUUGGUUGAUCAACCUGUUGCCCCUCCAGGUGUGGCCAAUGGAAAUACUUUGCUGUAGGCUCAGGUGAGACAGUGAUUGGCUCAACACUUCGCUUUGAGCGGUCCUGAAAGAUCUGAUGUCAGCAGAGGGGAAGGGAGGUGUGGCCAGCAGAGUCGCUUCAAAAUGCAAUCAGAAAAAUCAUUCUUGCUGCUUUUGAAGUGACUAGUGUGUCCACAACCACUUAACUGUAGCCCCCAAAGCAUACCCUGGGAUAACCUGGAUAUGCAGGUACAAAUAAACAGCUGAGUUACUAAUGGAGCAGGGAUUCUUAGUGUAGGGGGACUUGUUUUAUAAUUGCUGCUGUGAAAUGAUGGG